AUGAAGCCAAAGACCCUGAGAAUAUCAAGGGGGGUGGGGGGCGAGGAGCGAAGGCGUUGUCAUGGAAACCAGGCGAAGGGAGGGUGCAGAAGUGUGGGGGGGCGGUAUGCUGCGGUGGAAAGGUCAGGGGAGCUGGCCGCCCUGAGAGCGGCCCGGGCACUUAGCCACAGAGGCGGGCGGCCGCAGAAGAGGGGCGGCACUCGCUGCAGGGGCUCAAGGGCCCAGGCCUCCCCGAAUCCCGGGGGCUCUCCCUUUCUGGCUCGGAGUGGAAUGGAGUCCCUCCUACCUAGAUAUCUCAAAGCACCGACUGGAAGACUGCCGGCGGGCACCAGGGCGGUUGGUGGGAAAGCGCGGGUGAGGGUACCAGGAUCGAGAGAGCGCGAUGAGCAAUCAUUCGACCCCGCCCUUCGACCCUCGCUUUCCCAACCAGAACUAGACCUGCAACUGCUACCAGAACAUCCUGGACUUUCACCGCAGUACCAAGAUCAUGAAGAGGCGGGGCAAGGACUGGAGCCCCUGCGACUACUACCGCAAGGUCUACCACUCCCUGUGCCCGCUCAGCUGGGUGCAGCGCUGGACCGACCAGAUCCGGGAGGGGACGUUCCCCGGGAAGAUCUGAGGGGCCCCCCGAAAAAUCCUCGCAGCCGGCAGGCUUAACAAGAAGACUUUUAUUAAAAAACCAGUUGCAAACUGCCCGUCA
Messenger RNA from Monodelphis domestica (gray short-tailed opossum), 700 nucleotides. RefSeq lists its product as uncharacterized. The record is from RefSeq and is a predicted model, not a curated record. Gene Ontology annotation, cellular component: mitochondrion; respiratory chain complex IV. NCBI's taxonomy places the organism in Eukaryota, Metazoa, Chordata, Mammalia, Didelphimorphia, Didelphidae.